AUGCUUAUAGAAGGGCACAACACAAAUAAUAUAAGUGAGGCCUUCAUGAGAAUUUUAAAGGACAGGAUUUAUGAGAGGGUGCGUGCCUUCAAUGUGGUUCAGAUGGUGGACUUUUUUCUCACAAAGGUGAAUUUGUAUUUUCAGAGGAGACUUCUUGAUGCUGCUAAUGGAGCAAGUCCUAAGUCUUUCUGUAGGCCUAUAAAGGCUCCUUCACAGGAGAUUCUAGCAAAAAUCAGACAAGUCAAUGAGGAUGUUCUGCUCGUUCCCAGUGAAGAAAGGGAGAAUCAUUAUUACAUUGUUAAUAUGGCUGUUCUUGUUUGCACUUGUUGCCAAGGCAAUACAGGGAAGAUCUGCAAACAUGUAGACUGGGGCAGUACUGUUUUACCAUCAGGAAACUACAGGGAGGUGACUGAUAGUGACAGUAUACGCAGACUGUAUUAUUUUAUUGCUACAAAUGAGGAGCCUCCUGAAGGGUGGCUAGAGCCUCUGUAUUGCUCUCAGAAUGCAGGGGCUUCAAGUUCUUCAGAACGUUUGGAGCAAAUGGACACAGGUUUGCUCUGUGAAAGCCAAGAAGAGAUGCCAGAGACACUUCACAUGGAGACAGUUCCAGACAAUAGAAAUAAUAAUUUAAUCGACGAGAUAAAAGCUCGUCUCAUAGAUUUUUCAAAUAAAUCCCCUGAGGAAAUGAGGAAAGGCCUUGAAGUCAUGUGCGAAAAAUUGAGAAAGCUUAAAACGCCAUCUGCAUGUGCAUCUUAUUUGGCAAAUUUUGGUGAAGGAAAAUCUAGAAAAAAUCGUGGUAACUAUAUUCCCGUUCAGCCCACUGCAAUAAGCAGAAGAAAAGACAAGUUGGCAGGUCGCAGAUGUCAUCCGGGGGGAAGACAAAGACCACACUCUAAGCAAAGCAAGGAAUUUGUAAAGGCAGUAGAAAUUUCUGAAAUGGCUACCUUUCCAUCACCAGCUACGCAAUCAUCCCAGUCAGCUUCAGACUUUUGA
This is a messenger RNA of Schistocerca serialis cubense, 993 nucleotides long. RefSeq lists its product as uncharacterized. Lineage: Eukaryota; Metazoa; Arthropoda; Insecta; Orthoptera; Acrididae. Bases 1 to 993 code for a protein of 330 amino acids. The record is from RefSeq and is a predicted model, not a curated record. The transcript has 3 exons. Gene Ontology annotation, molecular function: zinc ion binding.